AUGGUCGGCCUCAAUUUUCUUCCUCAGAUACCAGGGUACCUGCCCAAAUGGCAGCUUAUAGUCGCCGUUAUGGCUGUCUUCAAUAGUGCACAAAAUUUUGCUACUCUCAAAUUGACCAGGAGGAUCUACAAUAACAUCCCCUCCGCGACUGUUACACCCCUUCAGGCCCGCACAUUUGCUGCAUGGACAAUAACUUCAGCCGUGGUACGAUUCUAUGCCGCCUAUCACCUGAACAACAAAAUUGUCUAUGACAUGACUUUAUUCACGUAUCUCAUUGCUUUCGGCCAUUUCGCCUCGGAACUCCUCAUUUUCAAAACUGCUACACCGAACUUGGGCGUAAUAAGUCCUGUGAUCGUUUCCACAACGUCGUUAAUCUGGAUGUUCCUUCAAUACGACUUCUAUGUCAAGUUGUAA
Mycena indigotica is the source of this 414-nucleotide messenger RNA. Its product is annotated as Erg28-like protein. The transcript has 5 exons. The record is from RefSeq and is a predicted model, not a curated record. Gene Ontology annotation, cellular component: endoplasmic reticulum; membrane. Gene Ontology annotation, molecular function: protein-macromolecule adaptor activity. Lineage: Eukaryota; Fungi; Basidiomycota; Agaricomycetes; Agaricales; Mycenaceae. Bases 1 to 414 code for a protein of 137 amino acids.